AUGUUGCCGGCAAGACAAGAUGAGAAGAUUUGGGCAAGAAAGGUGGAGGGGCCGCCCGUUACCGUGGUGCUCAGGACAACAUUUGCUGUAGAAGAAACAGAUAACGAGAUGUCCGAAGGCUGCUGUUGUGAUGAGAAGCGAGAGACGGUGGUUGGCUCGGUUCGGGUGAAACCAUGGUCGCCGGGGCGUAGCAGCGGCGACGACGGACAGUAG
Sporothrix schenckii 1099-18 is the source of this 213-nucleotide messenger RNA. RefSeq lists its product as uncharacterized. The record is from RefSeq and is a predicted model, not a curated record. Bases 1 to 213 code for a protein of 70 amino acids. NCBI's taxonomy places the organism in Eukaryota, Fungi, Ascomycota, Sordariomycetes, Ophiostomatales, Ophiostomataceae. The transcript has a single exon.